GGCGGGAUUGAUCGAGAAAAUGUAGUCAAUCGAACCUUAUACAUCAGAUCGCACGCUUCCAACAUGGACGGAGAAACUAAAAGCCUCGAAUCUAUCAUUGAAAACAAUCUAAACGGCCGGGACUUGGACGAGUUUAACAGAAUAUAUUACGGACGGAAGAACCACCAUGAGGUCCAGUUAAAGGAAUCUUCCAUUGCUGCUGCCAAGGACAAUAACUUCGAAAUCGCUGCCUACGCCUUCCCUGCUAAGAAGGAGCACACCAGGCCACCUAGAAUUGUCAAGGUAGGAGUAAUCCAGCACUCCAUCGCCGUACCCACUGACCGGCCAAUUAAUGAACAAAAGAACGCAAUAUUCGCGAAAGUGAAGAAAAUCAUUGACGUAGCUGGCCAAGAGGGCGUGAACAUAAUUUGUUUCCAAGAGCUAUGGAAUAUGCCAUUCGCAUUUUGCACCAGGGAGAAACAGCCAUGGUGUGAGUUUGCUGAAUCCGCUGAAGAUGGCCCCACGACGCGUUUCCUCCGCGAGCUUGCAAUCAAAUACGCAAUGGUCAUCGUGUCGUCGAUCCUCGAGAGGGACGAGAAGCACGCUGAUAUCCUGUGGAACACCGCAGUUAUUAUUAGCGACACGGGGAACGUGAUCGGCAAGCACCGCAAAAACCACAUUCCGCGAGUGGGCGACUUCAAUGAAUCUAAUUACUACAUGGAGGGCAACACGGGACACCCAGUUUUUGCGACUCGGUACGGUAAAAUCGCUGUUAAUAUUUGCUUUGGGCGUCAUCACGUAUUGAACUGGAUGAUGUUCGGGCAGAACGGCGCUGAGAUCGUUUUCAACCCCUCAGCCACGAUCGCUGCAGAGGCCGGUAGUGAGUACAUGUGGAAUAUCGAAGCGAGGAACGCUGCUAUAACCAAUUGUUACUUCACAGCGGCUAUCAACAGAGUUGGUUAUGAGGAGUUCCCGAACGAGUUCACAUCGGCUGAUGGGAAACCUGCGCAUAAAGACUUGGGCCUGUUCUAUGGGUCCAGCUACUUUAGCGCUCCAGAUGGAGUCAGGUGUCCAGGAUUAUCCCGUACCAGAGAUGGUUUAUUGAUUUCCGUAAUGGAUUUGAACAUGAACAGGCAGAUAAGAGAUCGUCGUUGUUAUUACAUGACGCAACGAUUGGAUAUGUAUGUCAAGAGUCUGAGCAAAGUUUUGGAGUUAGAUUUUAAGCCUCAGGUUGUUCAUGAGAACGAGAAGUGUAAGGAUAAGGAAUAAUACGGAUCAUGUCACUGUUGAUUUAAAUAAAAACCGUUACAAAUAAAAAUAUUUUUAAAAGUAU
This is a messenger RNA of Zerene cesonia (dogface butterfly), 1312 nucleotides long. RefSeq names its product beta-ureidopropionase-like. The transcript has a single exon. NCBI's taxonomy places the organism in Eukaryota, Metazoa, Arthropoda, Insecta, Lepidoptera, Pieridae. The record is from RefSeq and is a predicted model, not a curated record. The coding region runs from base 64 to 1248 and encodes 394 amino acids. Gene Ontology annotation, molecular function: beta-ureidopropionase activity.